CUUUAAUUACAACAGAGAAGUGAAAGUAGAGCAGCCAGAACCCGAGGAACAACUCACAGGUCCCAUCACUUCUUGCAGCUCAGCGUCGGGGACUAACAAUCAAGAUGAAUCAUCUGAUACGUAACUGGCCAAUCACUUGCCUCUUAAUCCUGCCAAUAACAGCGCAGGGAAUCUCCCAGGAGCCCCUGGACAUGGCAGCGGAUGCCUUUGAUGACCAGUACAUUGGGUGCAGGAACCACGUGGACCUUCUGAUGGAAGAGAUUCUAAAGACUGAGAUGUCCGAAAAUAAAUUGUUGAGAAGAGCUUGGACUGAAGCAGAAAAGAUAUGGACCCAGCAGAAGAAAAGGAAGGUUGAGUGUGAGCUGCCGGAUGGGUUUAGAGAUAAUCAUGGCAUUGCCCUGGUGGCAUAUUCUGGGUUUAUUAAAACAUAUUUCAAUGUGGCUGUGAAAUCAGCCGGCAGGUCCUACAGUGAUUAUUUGCACGGGUUCCACUACAAGUCCCUCCAUUUCUACCUGACUGUGGCUGUGCAGCUCCUGUCUGACGGAUGCACCAAAUGGCACAGAAUUGUCUUUUCUGGCACCGAGUCAGCCCAUUACACCAGUAACAAUACAGCCCAUUGGGUCAGGUUUGGCCACUUUCUAUCCACCUACACCGAGAAGGAACAGGCCACGGUCUUUGGAAACGGCACAGUCUUCACUAUCAGGAGCUGCUAUGGGGUUGAGAUUGAGAGGUUCUCCCAGUUCCCCCAUGAAGAAGAAGUUCUGGUCCCAGGAUACGAGAUGUUCUAUGUCUCUCAUUCCCAUGAGUCCAAUGAAAUUACUUUGGAGACUUCUGGGCAAACCUUCAGCAAAUUUAACUGCGUCUUAACUGGAGGCAGGAAAUACCACCCGAACCAAUCAGAGUAUUUCUCCUCCGGUACAACGGGGAGGAUCCUCCGUGCGGCUACAACUCACCUGCUCCUGCCUCUGUCCAUAUUGACCUUGGUAUAAAGCCCUGACCUUCCCUACGGAUGGAACUCAUUGCCCUCUGUGCCUGGGACCCCCCGCUCUUUCCAUUCAUCUCAUUGGUCUUUAUUAGACAGGGGGUGGGGUCAGUAGUGGGUGGGUGGAGCAUGUUUGUGUAAAAGCAUUAACACUAUAGUGGGUUGGUACAUCAGUUGGUUUGUCUGUGGAUAUUAUUAAUGCCAGUGGUGUCGCUCAGGUCCAAACUGGUCAGAGUCAGAAUAGUCUCUGGCAUUUCAGGUACACCCCAAUAAUAGUGCUUUACCUUUAAAUAUGUUAUAGAAUGACCAAUUCUAAGCAACUUUUCAAUUGGCCUUCAUUAUUUAUUUUUUUUAUAGUUUUUGAAUUGUUUCUUCUUCUGACUCUUUCCAGCAAUCAAAUAGGAGUCACUGACCCCAUCCAAAAAGCAAAUGCUCUCUAAGGCUACAAAUGUAUUGUUAUUGCUACUUUUUAUUCCUCGCCUUUCUAUUCAGUCCCUUUCCUAUUCAUAUUCUCUUAUUCAAAUCAUUGCAUGGUUGCUAGGGUAAUUUGUACCCUAGCAACCAAUGGCUGAAAUUGCAACCCGGAGAGCUGCUGAAUAAAAAGCUAAAUAAGUCAAAAAACCACAAAUAAUAAAAAAUGAAAACCAAUAACAAAUUGUCUCAGAAUAUCCCUCUCUAGAUCACACUAACAGUUAAUUUAAAGGUGAACAACCCCUUUAAGGCAUCUUACAGCCCCCAAUAAAUAGUGGGUGUCUAUGGCAUUUUACAACAGCUCCCCAGAUUUUCCAGAACCCCCAGAUUUCUAGUCUGAUGUUGAGGGGAUUUUUGGGGAUUGAAAGUUUCUUUUCAUGUUACAAUUUGUCGUAUGUUUUCUAAUAUUGUGUUUUUUGCAUUGUAUCUUGUGUUCCCAUUUGCUCCAGUAUCCUGUGGGAGGAUCUCGUUGGAUUUAAUUGUGUGGGUGAUUAUUAGCCAGGAAAUAAUAAAGUUUAUUGGCUCUUU
Xenopus laevis (African clawed frog) is the source of this 1981-nucleotide messenger RNA. RefSeq names its product ADP-ribosyltransferase 5 S homeolog (gene art5.S). Gene Ontology annotation, molecular function: NAD+-protein-arginine ADP-ribosyltransferase activity; NAD+ poly-ADP-ribosyltransferase activity. NCBI's taxonomy places the organism in Eukaryota, Metazoa, Chordata, Amphibia, Anura, Pipidae. The record is from RefSeq and is a predicted model, not a curated record. The transcript is spliced from 5 exons. Bases 105 to 989 code for a protein of 294 amino acids.